UGUUAUGGUGGAUGCUCCUUGUGAAGCUAAUGAAGCUCUACAUUAAUAAUAUGAUUCAACAUCCACCAUCCAAGAUGUUAAGUGAACUUGACAUCACACUUUAAUAAAAAAAUAUUGAGAUUUUAAUUUAUGAAUUUUUUCUUCACUUAUAUAGUGUUCAACCUUCACAGGCGAUAUGGAACUUCACCUCAUACUUGGACUCCGACACUCUCCAAUAAUAUGAAAAGUCAUGCAUCUUAUGUUUAUAAUGAUUAUUAUCAGAGAAAGCAUAAUAGUGGUGGAACUUGUGACUUUGAUGGUACCGCUACAAUUACUACCAAGGAUCCUAGUUCUUCAUCCUGUAUAUUUGCCAGAAGUUAUAACUCGAGCACUAGGCUCCAAUGGCUCUUGGAAAUUCAGGCCCCUUUGGUGCGAGUAUGAACCCAUAAGUGUCUAGCCUUAAGUAUUUGAUAUCUGCUGUUGGUGUAUUUUUGGCUCUGGCGGUGUUAUGACCACAAAGGUUGAUGCCCUUUAAGUUUCAAUUCAAUGAAAUGUGGUCCUAUCGAUUUUGUUUCUAA
Molecule: messenger RNA, 557 nt
Organism: Glycine soja
Lineage: Eukaryota; Viridiplantae; Streptophyta; Magnoliopsida; Fabales; Fabaceae
Product: glucan endo-1,3-beta-glucosidase 4-like
Exons: 3
Coding region: 130-420 (96 amino acids)
Source: RefSeq, a predicted model, not a curated record